AUGGAAACAUUGGAUAUUAUAAUUGAAAACCUAAGUACUAUUUUUUAUGGACCUACUCGGACUCGAGGACUCCUUGGUGCGAAGUUUGCAGACGGAAGUAAUCUCAUUAACCUUAUGCUGGGCAAACAGCACGAUGAGUGUGAUGUUCCACAUACUGAGUGGGAACUUGACGCCGCCCUCGCCAGAUUCAACUUUAAGCCACAACACAGAAGACUUAAUAUUAUGAGACACUGUGGUUUAGAAAUUCAAAAACAUUCUUGCUUUAAUUUAAAUAAAUCUUUAAUCAUUAGAAUAUCAAGGCAGACAGCUGUGUUCAGGUGCCAAGGUCAGGGCCAGGCAGGCUACUGGUGCCAGGGUCAGGGCCAGGCAGGCUACUGGUGCCAGGGUCAGGGCCAGGCAGGCUACUGGUGCCAGGGUCAGGGCAGGCAGGCUACUGGUGCCAGGUCAGGCCAGGCAGGCUACUGGUGCCAGGGUCAGGCCAGGCAGGCUACUUGCCAGGGUCAGGGCCAGGCAGGCUACUGGUGCCAGGGUGCUCAGGCCAGGCAGGCUACUGGUGCCAGUCAGGGCCAGGCAGGCUACUGGUGCCAGCGCCAGGCCAGCAGGCUACUGGUGCCAGGUGCCGGGUCACAGCCAGGCAGGCUACUGGUGCCAGGUCAGCCAGGCAGGCUACUGGUGCCAGGGUCAGGCCAGGCAUACUGGUGCCAGAGUCAGGCCAGGCAGGCUACUGGUGCCAGGGUCAGGGCCAGGCAGGCUGUCAAGCUGGGUCAGCCGGCUACUGGUGCCAGGUCAGGCCGCUACACAUACCAAGGGUCAGGGCCAGCCAGGCUACUGGUGCCAGGGUCAGGCCAAGCAGGCUACUGGUGCCAGGGUCAGGGCCGCCAGGCUACUGGUGCAGUCAGGGCCAGGCAGGCUACUGGUGCCAGGAGUCAGCGCCAGGCGGGUACUGAUACCAAGGUCAGGCCAGGCAGGCUACUGGUGCCAGGGUCAGGCCAGGCAAGCUACUGGUGCCAGGUCAGGCAGGCAGGCUACUGGUGCCAGGUCAGGGCCAGGCAGGCUACUGGUGCCAGGUCAGGUCGAGCUACUGGUGCCAGAGUCAGGCCAGGCCGGCUACUGAUACCGAGGUCAGGCGGCAGGCUACUGGUGCCAGGGCUAGGCAGGCUACUGGUGUCAGGGUCAGGCCAGGCAGCUACUGGUGCUAGGUCAGGCCAGGAAAGCACUGGUGCGGUCAGCCGACCUAGUCCAGGUCAGGCCAAGCAGGCUACUGGUGCCAGGGCCAGGCAGGCUACUGGUGUCAGGCCAGGCCAGGCAAGCUACUGGUACCAGGUCAGGCCGCAGGCUACUGGUGCCAGGGUCAGGCCAGGCAAGCUACUGGUACCAGGGUCAGCCAGCAGGCUACUGGUGCCAGGGUCAGGCCAACCAGGCUACUGGUGCCAGGGUCAGGCAAGCUACUGGUGCCAGGCCAGCUACUGGUGCCAGAGUCAGGCCAGGCCGGCUACUGAUACGUCGACCAGGCAGGCUACUGGUGCCUUAGUCAGGGCCAGCAGGCUACUGGUUCCAGGGUCAGGCCAGGCAAGCUACUGGUGCCAGAGUCAGGGCCAGGCAGGCUAUUGGUGCCAGAGUCAGGGCCAGGCUUUUGUGCCAGGGUCAGGGCCAGGCAAGCUACAGGUGCCAGAGCCGGGCCAGGCCGGUUACUGA
Homarus americanus (American lobster) is the source of this 1695-nucleotide messenger RNA. RefSeq names its product glutenin, high molecular weight subunit PW212-like. NCBI's taxonomy places the organism in Eukaryota, Metazoa, Arthropoda, Malacostraca, Decapoda, Nephropidae. The transcript has 4 exons. The record is from RefSeq and is a predicted model, not a curated record. Bases 1 to 1695 code for a protein of 564 amino acids.